UGAAAGAAAAAAAAGUUAAGGUUUGAGAGCGACACAGUAGCAUAGAAGAACAUAACGCAGUCUACUGAGUGGAAGCAAACCCUAAGAAGUGAUGGAUAUUGGAAAAGUAAGCGAGCUAAAAGAAUUCAUAGAAUCAUGCAAGUCAAAUCCUUCUCUUCUUCAUACUCCUUCCCUUCAAUUCUUCAAAUCUUAUCUUCUCAGUUUGGGUGCUCGCAUCCCUCCCCAACCCAAGACGGAACCUGUUGUUGAUGAUGAUGAUAUCAUAGAAUCUGAUAUCGAGUUUGAUAACACUGAUGAUGUUGUUCAACCUGACAAUGACCCUCCUCAUAAGAUGGGUGAUCCUUCUGCUCAAGUAACUGAUGAUCAAAGGGAUGCCGCACAACUAUCAAAAUCAAAAGCAAUUGAUGCUAUAUCCCAAGGUAAUUUCGAUCAAGCGCUCGACUUACUCACUCAAGCCAUUUUGUUGAAUCCACAUUCAUCCAUACUCUAUGCAACCAGAGCUAGUGUUUUUAUUAAGUUGAAGAAACCAAAUGCUGCCAUCCGUGAUUCUGACACUGCCUUGAAGAUCAAUCCAGACUCAGCCAAAGGAUACAAAAUACGAGGAUUAUCAAGGGCUAUGUUGGGACUCUGGACAGAAGCAUUGACUGAUCUUCAUGUGGCUUCAAAGAUAGAUUAUGAUGAAGAGAUUGCUAUGGCACUUAAAAAGGUUGAGCCAAAUGCCCAUAAAAUUGAGGAGCAUAGAAAAAAAUAUGAACGCUUACGAAAGCAAAAGGAGCAGAAAAGAGCUCAACCGAAGAAACAACCACAAAAUCAAGCUCAAGAUAAAGAUGCACUGUCUGCUUUAAAAGAUGGGCAAGUGAUUGGUGUUCACUCUGUUGGUGAACUGGAAACGAAGUUGAGCGCUGCAUCAAAGACAUCUCGCUUGUUAGUUCUGUACUUUACUGCAACAUGGUGUGGCCCUUGUCGCUACAUUUCUCCGCUUUAUACAAGCUUGGCUGAGAAGUAUCAGAGAGUGGUUUUUUUAAAAGUUGAUAUAGAUGAGGCAGUGGAUGUCGCAGCACGCUGGAAUGUUAGCAGUGUUCCAACAUUUUUCUUUGUAAAAAAUGGCAAAGAGGUUGACAGUGUUGUGGGGGCAGACAAAAAUACACUUGAAAGGAAGAUUGCUCAACAUUCUGGCCCUCUUUAAGUUAUUAUUACCUUGUUAGAACUCUAAUGUAAUAUUAUUUCCAUGUUGUGUCUUCUGUUUACAUGCCCAUAGUGUCGGUCAAAAUUGAAAGUUCCAAUAUAGUGGUUUUUGUUGUUUCUUUCCGUUAUUGAUUUUAUAACUGUAAUAAUGGGAAAAAAUUGUAACGUAUGAAAUGGUUACUUAUUUUGAGAGUUGUUGAAUUAGAAUGAUCAGCUUUACACUUUUUUUUGUCUUUA
Molecule: messenger RNA, 1422 nt
Organism: Medicago truncatula (barrel medic)
Lineage: Eukaryota; Viridiplantae; Streptophyta; Magnoliopsida; Fabales; Fabaceae
Source: RefSeq, a predicted model, not a curated record